Molecule: messenger RNA, 400 nt
Organism: Prorocentrum cordatum
Lineage: Eukaryota; Dinophyceae; Prorocentrales; Prorocentraceae
Source: the annotation of a GenBank genome assembly
GACGGAGGGCAGCAGCGGGACGACGAGGAGGGCGAAGAGGAGGACGAGGACCAGGGCGAGGGCGCGGAGGGCAUCUCCCCUCCCUGGCCCUCCGCCGUGGAGGCCUUCCGCGACCAGCGGGCGGCGAAGGAGGCGCGGCUCGCGGAGCUGGAGGCCAGCAGGGACGAGGCCGAGGCCGACGAGGCCAACGCGAGGCAGCGCCGCGACGGCCUCAAGAAGGAGCUGCCCGUCGCCAAGGAGCUCGUCGCGGCGGCCAGGGCCGCCGAGAAGGACGCCGUGGCCGAGAGGCAUGACCUCCACAACAAGUGCUCGAAGGUGGAGAGGGCGCAGCAUGAGAUGGAGGAGGCCAAGAACUCCGCCAUCCGUGCGCUGCACGCUGAGGAGUACAACGCCACUCAGG